AUGGCCGGGGCCAGGACGAGAGAGGCCUUCACAAGCUCCGUGCGGACGCGGACUCUCCCGAGCAUUUUCGACACGGUGUUGGUAGAACCUGCAGGCGGGGCUGGGUGGACCCACAGACCCGGAGGCCAACUGGACACCCUGGUGUCCCCAGGAUCGUACUGCGUGCAGCUGACCACAGAGGUGCCUGGUGACCAGCCCGCUGUCGCCUGUGGGAACUGGAAGGUGAAGACCCAAAUGCACAGCUGGGCCCCACACCGCAGGACGGACAGCAGCGUGCCGGUCAUCUGCGACUAUGGCUCGGGCUGCAGCAAGGCGGGCUUCGCUGGAUCCGAGGCCCCCCAUGCCGUCUUCCCCACCGUCCUGGGGAAGCUCCGGCAUGAUAGCGUGUUGGUGGGAAUGGAGGAGGAGGACUGGUUCAUCGGAGAGGAGGCCCAGAACAAUCGAGGGAUGCUCAACUUGCAGUACCCCAUCUCCCGGGGAACCGUCACCAGCUGGGACAACCUGGAGAAGAUCUGGCAUCACUCCUUCUACCAUGUGCUGCAUGUCGCCCCUGAGCAGCAUCCUCUGAUGGUGACAGAGCCACCUUUAAGCAAGAUAUCCACCAAAGAGAAAGUGUCCCAGAUCCUGUUCGAGACCUUCGGCGUCCCCGCCCUGUACAUCGCCAACUCGGGUGUCCUGUCUCUGUACUCCUCCGGCCAGACCUCGGGAACAACCAUCGAAUCUGGAGAAGGAAUGACGUACUUUGUGCCCAUUAUUGAUGGCUGUCCUUUGCUUCAGUCAACCGUCCAGAUGGACAUAGCCGGCCAAGACCUGACCUCGUACCUCCUGCAACUGUUGGCAGACAGUAGGAACUUACUGGUGAGCACAGCGGACCGAGAGUUCGUCAGGGACAUGAAAGAGAAGUGCUGCUAUGUGGCCCUGGACUUUGACUUGGAGAAGUCGAAAGACAGCCUCCUUCCCUGCCAAGACAGAUUCCUGCUGCCCGACGGCCAGGAGAUCACGCUGAGGCAGGAGCAUUUCCUGUGCCCUGAGGUGCUCUUCCAGCCCAACCUCAUAGGGAGGAACAGCCUGGGCAUGCCCAUGACCGUCUUCCGCUGCAUCUCCUCCUGUAACCCCCGCCACUGGAAGGCCCUCUUCAGCCACAUAAUCCUGUCUGGAGGGACGGGCUCCUGCACUGGCCUGCGGUCCCGACUGCAGAGAGAAAUAGACAAACUGGUUUGCCCCGCCUUCAACACCCAGGUGUACACCUCUCCAUACGCCAAGUACGGUGCCUGGGUGGGUGGCUCCAUCCUGUGUUCACUCUCCACGUUCAAGGACAUGUGGGUGACCAACAAAGAGUACAAGGACAUGGGAUCCUCCGCCGUCAGCAGAAGAAGCCUUUGA
Messenger RNA from Sciurus carolinensis (gray squirrel), 1383 nucleotides. RefSeq names its product actin. Lineage: Eukaryota; Metazoa; Chordata; Mammalia; Rodentia; Sciuridae. The coding region runs from base 1 to 1383 and encodes 460 amino acids. The transcript is spliced from 9 exons. The record is from RefSeq and is a predicted model, not a curated record.